UGUGUGCGUGUAUUUCUAAGCACGACACCUUUCUGUCUAGUAAGAUGACAAAAUUGGGUCUUUACGUUGUGCUAUUGUGAGCUGUCAGUAUGAGUAAAACCGAGAUUUCAUUUCAUGUAAAUUGAAAUGUUGUAGACUGUGCAUUUAAGGCUCUGUUUGAUUCGCACUUUUGUGUAACAUACUUGUGUUUUGGACGUCUCGCCAGCUUUCGCUGUAAGGACUAUUGAUUUAUUCGGACUAUUGUGGACAAGUUAUGUGUUCAUCAAAACUCGCAGGACUCAUUUGUAUUUUCGUUCUUCUUCCGUUCACAUACUGUUGUCAAAGCGGAACGUUCCCUUGUGGCGAUGAUAAAGAGCAAUGUUUUCCACAAGAAUUCCAGUGUAACGAUGUGGUUGACUGUACAAACGCCGCUGACGAACAGGAUUGUGAGGAAAAAGCUGGCUUCGGCGAUGACUUUGACCGACGCCACAACACAACGAUAGUAUUGAAGUACGAUGUGGGCAAUUACAACACCAACGUUUGCCUCAUCCCCGUAUACCCUCCGGUGUGUAAAUGUGGAAACAAAACAGAAGUGGAUUGUUCGGCGACAGGCAUGACAACUAUACCGCAAGCUAUAUCAAGGAAUAUUUCAAGAUUGACUCUUCUCGGUAAUGACAUCCAAACAAUUUUGAACAAUUCUUUCGUGAAUUUUGAGCAACUACAUAAGCUAACAUUAGCACAGAACGGGUUGGUAAGGAUGGAGAUUAAUGCCUUCAAUGGCUUGACGGAAUUAAAGCAACUAUAUUUAUCAGAAAACAAUAUAAAAGAAAUACCAUCGGGGGUGUUUUUGCCCCUCAAGAGACUUGAGUGGUUGGUGUUGGACUACAACGAACUAACAACACUCUUGGGGAAUCCGUUUAAAGGCUUACUAAGUUUAUAUUGGCUAUCUGUCCGACAUAAUAAAAUCAACGACGCCAAUAUCCGGACCGUCUUGGAAAACUUGCCGUCAUUAGCUUGGCUAGAACUGGAUCACAAUAAAAUCACAAGAAUUGAAGCGGAAGAUUUUGCACGAGACACACCAAUGUCGACAUUGUCGUUGAAAAAUAAUGAAGUGUCGUAUGUUCAUCCUCUGGCGUUUACAUCUCUCAUCAACCUUCUCGAUUUGGAUUUAUGUGGAAACAAGAUCAGCGAGUUGUCACCAAUGCAAUUCAAAAACUUGACGAAACUCGAUCGUUUAUAUUUUUCAUCCUUUCAAUACUGUUCGUAUGCGCCGCAUGUCCGAAAUUGUAACCCGAAGACGGACGGAAUUUCUUCCAUAUAUAACUUGUUGGAGAGCACGGUUCUUCGUGUGUCCGUUUGGACAAUUGCCACGAUGACUUUCAUCGGUAACUUUGGCGUCUUCAUUAGCCGUCUGCUGAUGAAAGCAGAGCAUAGAGUCUAUUCAUUGUUCAUUAUGAACCUUUGUGCCGCUGAUUUUCUUAUGUCAAUUUACUUGUUCACAAUUGCCGCACAAGAUUACAGGUUCCGUGAUGUAUACAACCAAAAUGCGCGUCAAUGGGUCGAGAGUACGGGUUGCAAGAUGUCUGGUUUUCUAGCAAUGGUUUCAAGUGAGGUGUCUGUACUUCUUCUAGCGCUCAUCUCAGUGGAACGCUUCCUGUGCAUCGUUUUCCCGUAUGAAUUUCACCGCCUGAAGGUAAAAGAGGCCGCAGUGAUCAUCUCAAGUAUAUGGGCCGUUGGCAUAUUGAUCGCCUGGAUUCCUUUGCUGGCUGAGGGAUAUUUUGGAAACUUCUACGGCACCAACGGGGUUUGUUUUCCGCUGCAUAUUCACGGUCCUCGAAUAAAAGGCUGGGAAUAUUCAGUGGCUAUUUUCCUUGGAAUGAACCUCCUGGCACUUAUAUUAAUCAUCGUUUCAUACAUUGGUAUGUUCAUUAGCAUUCGUACUACGCGAAAGGCGGCCGUACAGAUAGGGUACAAAGGCGAUAUGACUUAUGCCCGCCGCUUCUUUUUCAUAGUUCUCACUGACUCAUUGUGCUGGAUACCUAUUAUAAUACUAAAAGUAAUAUCACUUUGCAAUAUUCCUAUAGGAGACAACCUAUAUGCCUGGAUUGUUAUAUUCGUUCUGCCAUUAAACAGCGCCCUCAAUCCAAUAUUGUAUACGCUAUCGACCACCACUUUCUCACAAUGGUUUUUGAAGCUGUUGAAGAUCCAUAAACAAGUGUCACACAAUUAUGUAACGUACAGUCCGCAACGAACUGCACGUAGAAAAUCAGGCAUUGCCGAGGAGAAUGGUAGUACGGACGGGAUGAUGUCUUACGCAAACAGACCUUCUUUGCAGACUAACUGUAGUGACUUGUUAUCCACUGCUAUUUCAGAGGAUGCCGCCGAAGAUGUACGCAAUAAUACACAAUACAAGGCACAGCAUAGCGAUAAUGAACAGCCCGCCUCAACCUAUUUCGUUACAUGUGUUUGAAAGGUUCUGGAAAGUUGUCUCUUCUUCAUCUUUUUUGGUUUCUUUUUAUUCAAUUGGCCAUCUGUUGAAAGUGCGUAGAGACCUAGUAUUAUAAGCUAUACAAGUUUACAACCAUUACCGGAGUUACAAAAAUGGACCAGUCAAACUUUACCACUAGGCAAUUAGGAGAGAUCCAUGAAUACAACAACAAAGGGGCAUGGCUUCAUGGCUUGGCGCGGAACAGUCCAUAUAGCGAAUCAAUAUAGCUCUGGAAACAAAUAAACACUGAGACACCUAAACGAGUGCUGAUACUUUUGAACAUUUAGAGUUAUUAAUAAUAAUAAUACAUGUAGUCAAUAUUGUUGUAAAUACGCUAUUGCGCCAUAUUUAUAUCCCGCAUAUAUUGACACGAACUACAUUUCUGCAAAUUAUGUGCAUUCCAACAGAGGAGGAAUGGUGUAAACAGGCGUUAGUUUAAAGACAUGUUAAUAUUUGUUGAUAUGAUUUGACUUUCAAUGUGGGCAUUUGCAGAGACUACGAAAUGGCUACUUGACUUCUAAGAAUCAAGAAAGUAAAAAUUUCUGUAUUGCAAAAAGAUUUUACAUUAUGUUUGCUUAUGUAAUUUUACUUCAAAUGCUCAUAUACAAUGUGAUAUUGAAAUAUAUAUUAUCAUUAAAGGUUGAUGCUACGAAAUACAGUAGCUCUUUGACAUUUAAGAAACAAAUAUAAACGCUGCCAACAGCCGGCUAAACAACAUCAUUUAUUCACCGGAAACAUAUACACAAUGAAAUUGUCAAAGCACUCGUUAGAGUUAAUGACUCAAUCAUAACUCUACGCUUUAUUGCAAUAACAAUGAUAAAAUAUAUUGUAUAUCAGAAUCAAGUAACAUACGAUAUAUAUAUAAAUAUAUAUAUAUAUAUAUAUAUAUAUAAGACUAUUUAAAAUAUGUAAAAAUAUGUCUUGCGACUUCGCAUCGCAUACGUAAAAAUUAGAUAUUUUUGUACGUAAAUUGAAAGCUAAUGCAAGAGCAGAGUUUAAUAGAAUUUUUGUCAAUAUGAUGCGGUAAGGUAUGAUACGAUAUGAUGAUGUAUGAUAUGGUAUGAUAUAAUAAGAAAUGAAAUAAUGUCCUAUGAUAUGAAAGGAUAUGAUAUGAUAUUUUGAUAUAUAUAUGAUACGGUAUAUGAUGUAAUAUGAUUAGAGCAGCUUAGAUCAGUCGGCUGAACUGGUGGUAGCCACUGUGUACGCGCUGAACUAUCAUGGAGAUCUCUUGGUCCUUGCUUUAAUUUCCAUUGCUUCCCUUGCAUAUUAGCUGGAGGACUUAAAUGCUUGAAAUGCAAGUUAUGAUAGCACACCGUCAUUCGGAUGAGACGUUUAAGCUGUCCCUUGUGCAUUAAUAGCCCAUGUGCUGUACAGUCUUCUGAAAAUACAGGGGAUCAAUCACCACCAAAAGGACCCUAGGCCUGGAAAUACGUGUUCUUCACACACGGCACCAUAGAGUGCAGCUUUGAUGUUGGAGAAGAAUGUUAUACCGGAUUUGUAUAGAAUACGAAUAGGGCUUUGAAAUUCAAAUGGCGAACACUUAUGAAAUUGUGAAACAAAGGUAUAUUCCAUAUAUUUUUUUCUGACUAUAAGACAGCAAGAUAUACCGGAAAAUGUUACAAAUAUGUACAGGAAAUGAGUAUUGUAAAAGAUUUAUAUAUGAGGCGUAUGCGUAUAAAGCCUAGAGCAUACGAACGGUAGUUUUCAUCUAAGACAUUGUCUCAGUUUGCUUUUUAUCUAGGAUGAAAAUUCCAAUUUGAAAAACACGUGUUUCUUUAUACUAUAUAUAAAAAUGUAUAUAUCAGAUAUAAACAAAUAUAUAUAGUAUGAUUAUAUAUAAAAAUUAUAUAUAAAUUGUAUAUAUGUACAUACUUUAAAAACGCUUAAAAUGUAUAUACUAUGUUCGGUAUUACGCACGACGGUUUAUCUUUUAUCACAGAUAUAUAUUUAUAUAAUUAGUGAUAAGUAGCGCGCUAUCAGUGAAGUGGUAGAAAAAAGAAUUGUCGUCUGAUGGUGAUGU
This is a messenger RNA of Anneissia japonica, 4487 nucleotides long. RefSeq names its product relaxin receptor 1-like. NCBI's taxonomy places the organism in Eukaryota, Metazoa, Echinodermata, Crinoidea, Comatulida, Comatulidae. Gene Ontology annotation, cellular component: membrane. Gene Ontology annotation, molecular function: protein binding; G protein-coupled receptor activity. Gene Ontology annotation, biological process: G protein-coupled receptor signaling pathway. The record is from RefSeq and is a predicted model, not a curated record. The coding region runs from base 254 to 2449 and encodes 731 amino acids. The transcript has 18 exons.